Fundulus heteroclitus (mummichog) is the source of this 1614-nucleotide messenger RNA. RefSeq names its product TMEM9 domain family, member B (gene tmem9b). The transcript is spliced from 5 exons. The coding region runs from base 162 to 728 and encodes 188 amino acids. Gene Ontology annotation, biological process: positive regulation of canonical NF-kappaB signal transduction. Gene Ontology annotation, cellular component: lysosomal membrane. The record is from RefSeq and is a predicted model, not a curated record. NCBI's taxonomy places the organism in Eukaryota, Metazoa, Chordata, Actinopteri, Cyprinodontiformes, Fundulidae.
GCAUCACGUGACAGAGUGCGGAAGUGGAGUCAGCUGACUGGAAGCUGUUUAUCCUCGGGUUAGCUCGAUGGCUAACGGCGUCAAUUUAUAGGUUGUAUUCCUCGUUGCUGGACGGGCUCUGGAAACAGUUUACAGUCUGAUAUUUUCAAAAGACCGAAAAGAUGAAGUCCCUGUUCGGCGUCGAGGCUCUCUGUUUGGCGUGUUUUGUGCUGCUCAGCCUGGUUUCAGCGAAGAACUCAGAAGACAUCCGCUGUAAAUGCAUCUGUCCGCCUUACAGAGACGUGGAGGGACAGAUCUACAAACAAAACGUCUCGCUCAAAGACUGUAACUGUCUCCAUGUGGUGGAGCCGAUGCCGGUGGACGGCAAAGAUGUUGAGGCCUACUGUUUGCGCUGUGAGUGUAAAUAUGAAGAAAGAAGCUCGGGGACUAUUAAGGUUACCAUCAUAAUUUACCUUUCCAUUCUGGGCCUGCUGCUGCUCUACAUGGUCUACCUCACCAUGGUGGAGCCCAUGUUGAAGAGGCGGCUGUUUGGACACUCGCAGCUUAUCCAAAGUGAUGACGAUGUUGUCGGGGACCAGCAGCCCUUUGCCAACGCUCACAACGUCCUGUCCCGUUCACACUCCCGACCCAACAUGCUAAACAAAGUGGAGCACGCCCAGCAGCGCUGGAGGAGGCAGGUCCAGGAACAGAGGAAGUCUGUGUUCGACCGCCAUGUUGUGCUUAGUUAAGCAUCUGUCUGAGCUGUUGGUUGAGGUGAAAUAUAUAUAUAUAUAAAAAAAAAAAAAAGAAACACUGUGAAAGAGACCCCAUUUUAAUUUGGUUGUAGUCUUAUUUAUGGUUAUGGGUUUGAGGUGAACAUGGUACAGGAAGCAGAGGUUACUGGAAACAUUGUAGUCUACAGGACUUGAAUUUUUGCACAUACUCCAAAUGAACAAGACUAAAUAAAUUACUCUGCGACUUUCAAAAUGUACAAGUUGGAGUGUCGUCUGUGUAAAACACUCGUCAUUCUGGUUUACAAGCUUAAUGUCAACAACUGGAUCAAUCUGGUCAGUAUUUAGCACCGUAGAACAUGACGUCAUCUCAAUGCCGGGGGAAGCAACCCGGUGUGAAAUAUUUGAGUUUUCAGCCUUCUUUGGAAAAGCAUGUUUUGUAAUGACAGCUCUUUUAUAUAACCGUUUGUCUAUCCAUGUGUCCUACCACUCGUUUAACGUCUUAUAAACGGUGAAAUGUUUCUUACAUACAUAGACUUUGACUUUUGAACCUAGUUUAAUUGAACUCUGCAGAACUGGAUAGUGAUCGUUAACAUAGCUGUGUUACUGAUUCUGAUCCUCAUGAAGUCAUCGCCCUCUCUGACUGUGUAACCUAUUAACUGUAUAAUCUUUGAUAGAUUUUUGUGAUCAGUUUGCCGUCGGUUCCUUUUGAUCAAGUGCUUGUUGUCUGAUGGGCGGCGUGUGGAUGUGGCAGAGUGAACUUGAAGUUUAUUUUCUAUAAAGUUUGGGUGGCGUGUACAUUCCUACGGGUGGAUAACCGACCACUAGAGGGAGACCCAUGAAAGUGUUCUUAACUAUUCUUUGUGUAACCUUUUGACUUUAAAAUAAAUUGAUGUCAAAUAUC